This is a messenger RNA of Anneissia japonica, 3072 nucleotides long. RefSeq lists its product as uncharacterized. Gene Ontology annotation, biological process: signal transduction. The record is from RefSeq and is a predicted model, not a curated record. The transcript is spliced from 10 exons. NCBI's taxonomy places the organism in Eukaryota, Metazoa, Echinodermata, Crinoidea, Comatulida, Comatulidae. Bases 1 to 2397 code for a protein of 798 amino acids. Gene Ontology annotation, molecular function: protein binding.
AUGCUUAAAGCUACAAAGCAGAAGCAAACAAAAAAGCAAAAACAAACUGAAAAGCAGUACAAGAGAGAACACGACAGUUAUAAGGAAGAUGCCCAGAAAUACCAAGGAAAUUUUAAGAGAAUUACAGACUUGUCAGAGAAGGUUCAAAGGCUGGAAACAAGGAAUCGCAAAAUGAAAAUAGAGAAUCGCAAAAUAAAGAUCAAACUAAAAAAAGAACGAGCUGCAAAGGAACGUUUAGCCAAACGUGUAGCUUCCCUCCAAUCAAAGACUGAAUUCCAGACCCAACAACAAGAGGAGUUGGAACAUACCAAACUGCACCUCAGCCAUAGAAUUAGCCUUAAAGAAUCCCAUCAGAGAUGUGACAGUCUUUCAAAUGAUGCAGAGCAACUUGAACAUAACAAGCAGCAGUGUACACCCCUUAGCACCAACUUGAAAGAAUCUCAGCAAAAAUCUGAAAGCCUACAGCAUGAAGACAAAUCUGCUGAACAGCAGGCCAAUUUGCUUCAGACUGAUAAUAAUCGCUUAAAAAAUGAGCUGAGUAAAUUGAAUUCACAAUUGCAAGAUCGUCCACAGUCUCAGCAAGUAGUACAUAUACCAACAGGCUUUGUGGAUGACGCCACCAUUGCGACAGUUUCUGAGGAGUUGAAUCUCAGCUGGAGAAGGUUUGGUGUCCGUUUGGGACUUAAGUGGUCGAAAGUGAACAAGUUCAAUGCUGAUGAUAUGCAGACUCAAAGGGCUAUCGAAAAUAUGAUGAAUUACUGGAGGAGCAGCCUCAGUAGCGAUAUUCAUCAACGUAAAAUGCUGUGCACUGCUCUGAAACAACAUAACCACAGGAGACUAGCUGAAGAAUUGUUUGAGGGUGAAAUUAACGAAAAUCUCGUCACUCAGCAAGCAGGAAAAUGUUUCAAUGAUCAAGAUUUGCUGUUCAUUUGUGACAAUCUGGAUAACGAAUCAUGGAGGAGACUGGGAGUGCGUCUUGGACUCAAGUGGACCGACAUAAAAAAGAUAGCAAAAAACAACAGAUUGGUGGAAGACUGUAUCAUGGAAUUGCUGGUUACUUGGAGGGAUGACCAAUUAAAGAGCCAACAAGUACCAAUCAUGAUGAAUGCUUUGAGACAACAGAAGCUUGUUAGACUUGCAGAAAGUGUACGUAAAAGGCAUGGUUACAGUGACGAGGCAGAAGUUCCACCAACUCAGAUAAAUCUGCCCCAAAUUCCAACACCCGUGCAAGGUUGCUUAGAUGAUAUUGACAUGGUGUUUAUCUCUGACAAACUUGUUGGCAAAGACUUGUUAAAUUUCGGCAUCUACCUUGGUAUGGAGAAACAUGAAAUAAAUCGAAUUGAGUCAGACUUUUCACCACCAAUUGUAGACGCCUGUAUUGAAAUGUUGGUACAGUGGCGAGAAAGACAGAAAGCUGAAGUAAAUCAUCUCAAAACAAUUAGUGAAGCCCUGAAUAAACUUGAACGAAUAGAUAUCAAGGAAGAACUUGAAUCAUACUACCAGAACAAAUACAGAAAAAAAAUUGAUGACCAAUCAACAAACCAAGUUACAGUCAUGAUGAAUGCUUUGAAGCAACAGAAGCCUGUUGUACUUGCACAAGGUGUGUGUGAAAGGCAAGGCUACAGUGAUCAUUCAGAAGUUGCACCAACUCAGAUAAAUCUGAAUAAAAAAACAAAACCAAUGCAAGGGUCACCUUAUCCACCCUCAGCUAUGCAUAAGCCUCAUUCAUCCUCGGCUGUUCAUACGGCUCAUAAAUCUUCGACUGUGGAUGCGGCUUAUCCAUCCACGACUAAGGAUACGCUUCAACCAUCAUCGGCUACGCAUGAGCAAUCCUGUAUGCAAGAACUGUCUGAGUUGGAUUUCAAUCAACUGCUCAAAGACGUGUCCUCAUGGUGGGAACGACAUGGAAACUUGAAUAUGUUGAAAGUGAUACUUAGCGAAUUUAAGGUAAUUCCUGUAGCACAGAUGGAGGAGCAAAGCCAGCCAUAUUCUCUUUUUCGACUACUUAUAGGUAGCGGACUUAUCAGCAAAUCAAAUGUUGGUGUCAUUUUUGAAGUCGUUGAUUUGGGUGACCUUAGUGGCGUAGAAGAAGUGAUCAGAAAAUCGAUACCGACAUUUGCUGGAUUUAAAAAAAUUGAAAUCACCAGCUUUUCAGUUCAUCGACGAAAUUUGCUCGAAUUUGGCAAGGUUAUAGACAGAAAAAACAUAGCACACAUAGAGGACUUGUAUCGCCCCAACGAACCCAAAUCAAAGGAUCAGUGGUGUUUAAUACUUGAACUGGAAAAGAGUGGUAUACUUACUGACGACCCAAAAGUUAAGGAAGCAUUCGUUAAGAAACUUAUAGACAACGGUAUGAGAGCUGAAGCUGAAGCAUUGGAUACCUUUAAAGUGAACUAAGAGAUGGACAAAAGUGAGAAGUUAAAAACAAGAAAUAUUUCCUAUAAAAAAAACCGCAAUAUCUUUAACUUAUGACAGGUUUGCAUUUCCAAACUUAAUAAAUUAUCAUAGUCUUGAGGAUGAAUUACCAAUGAAUUUCUUUUAUGUUAUGACACAUAGACAUAAAAAUAAUUGCCUACAGAAAUUGAUUUACGACUGGUGUAACAAUAGCCACGAAGUUAUUUACAUUGCUGUCACAGGAUUAUAAUAAUAAAAACGCAUACUAUGUAACUUAAGGAUUUUUUUCCUGUUAAUAAGAUUUCGAUUGUUUUAAAUAAGCUAAUCAAUUUUUUAAUUGGGUAGGCAGCCUUUAAUUUAAACAUUACGACAUAUCAUACAAUAUCGUAAGAUUUGGUAUACAGCUAUAUAAAUCUAUGCCUAUUACUUUUAUUUAUAUUCAAUAUGAAUGAAAUUAGUGUAAGUAAUCAACAUUAUAACAAUACUGUACAUAAAAUAACCGAAAUAGAUAGAAAUUACUCAAAUAACCGACCAGAUUCAAUGCUGAGGUGAGUGGCAGAGUAGGAGGUGUGCUAGGUUGUUUACUAGAAAUCUGCAGAAUCCAAGAAAAACGAGUAGGUCUAUCAGAAUGUCUUGUAAGCAUAUUUAUAGUAUAUACAUAAAGAUUAACUAAGAUAA